Molecule: messenger RNA, 1729 nt
Organism: Zeugodacus cucurbitae (melon fly)
Lineage: Eukaryota; Metazoa; Arthropoda; Insecta; Diptera; Tephritidae
Gene: NitFhit
Product: nitrilase and fragile histidine triad fusion protein NitFhit
Exons: 1
Coding region: 121-1530 (469 amino acids)
Biological process (GO): nucleobase-containing compound metabolic process
Molecular function (GO): bis(5'-adenosyl)-triphosphatase activity; hydrolase activity, acting on carbon-nitrogen (but not peptide) bonds, in linear amides
Source: RefSeq, a predicted model, not a curated record
AUAAUUUUUCAUUCAAUCAAUUUGACAUUUUCAGACAAAAUAAAAAGUAAACGAAGUUGAAAAAUAGAAGGCGAAAACACAGUAUAUACUGUGAGAAAGUUUUUAAAAGUGGCCUUAUCAAUGCUCUUCUAUCAAAGACUGAAGCGAUUUGUGAGUGGAACAGUUUCCAAAAGUCAUUUUCGCUCCUUCAACCAUUCCUUAAGAAUGUCCUCCAACCAAGCGUCCAAGGUUAUUGCUAUCGGGCAGAUGUGUGCCACAAACAACAAGGCUCACAAUAUGCAGCAAGUAGAGGAGUUAUUUCGCAAGGCAAAAACACAAAGUGCGAAAUUCUUAUUCCUUCCAGAGUGCUGUGAUUUCGUCGGUGAACACCGAAAACAAACAUUGGAACUGGCAGAACCUUUGGAAGGUGCAACUAUGACACAGUAUAAGGAAUUGGCUAAAACACAUCAAAUGUGGGUAUCACUAGGUGGUAUACAUGAGUCUAUACUCGAUGCCAACAAUGAUAAAACCGAUAAAAUAUAUAAUACACAUGUACUGGUUAAUGAUCUCGGUGAAGUGGUGAGCAUAUAUCGAAAGUUGCAUCUUUUUGAUGUUGAAACAGAGGAAAUGCGUUUUCGUGAAUCAGAUGUAGUGACACCAGGUCCACAUCUGGUGGCUCCAGUCAACACCCCUAUAGGAUUAUUGGGCAUGCAAAUAUGCUAUGAUCUACGAUUUGGUGAAGCUAGUUCUCUUUUACGCAAACUAGGAGCCCAAAUACUCACAUAUCCGUCGGCAUUCGCUUAUUCGACGGGAAAAGCACAUUGGGAGGUACUAUUACGAGCGCGUGCCAUUGAAAAUCAGUCAUAUGUUAUUGCUGCAGCUCAAAAGGGUGCACACAACUCCAAGCGCACCAGUUGGGGCCAUGCUCUAGUAGUUGACCCGUGGGGAAAAGUGCUGGCGAAUUGCGAGGAACAAGAUUUGGCGAUCGCAACAGCAGAAAUUGAUUUAAACAAAAAUGUUUCUGUUCAAAAAAACAUGCCAGUCUUUCAACAUAAACGUAAUGAUGUCUACUCACUGACUAGCUUUGGUAUGGGAACAGUAGAUAUUACUCAAGAUCAUCAGUUUGCUAAAAAUAUUAUCAAGAAAGAAACUAUAUUUUACGAAACCGAGCAUUGUUUUGCAUUUACAAAUCUGCGUUGCGUAGUGGAGGGACAUGUAUUGGUGUCAACAAAACGAGUGACUCAGCGUCUGGAUAAUUUGUUAUGUCACGAAAUUUGUGAUCUUUUCUCAACAGUUUGUAAGGUGCAAAGAAUGCUUGAGAAAUUCUAUCAAACAACUUCUGCAACAGUCACCGUACAGGAUGGACCCGAUGCCGGUCAGACGGUACCACAUGUACAUUUCCACAUUCUACCUCGACGUCCACGGGACUUUAGCGAAAAUGAUCAUAUAUAUACUCGUAUGGACGAUCGAUGUUUGGAUCAACCUGAUCGCUCACUUGAGGAUCGUAUAAUGGAGGCUCAAAAGUAUCGUGAUUUCAUGAAAGGACAAUAAAUUUGUAUUUUGCUGUGUAGUGCUAAAAUUUAACUUAUAUAAUAUACGUGGGUAAAGGGAUGAACUAAGAAAUGUUUUGCUUGUGAAAAUUGUUAUACAUAUUGUAUUUAUAUAUACCUAAUAAUAUGCAAAAUCAAACUAUUAAAAUUAAAUAAAAAUACAUUUUGUUUAAACGAUAUAAAGAUUAUUUGAUACAAGA